Messenger RNA from Strongylocentrotus purpuratus (purple sea urchin), 7632 nucleotides. It is a transcript of the gene cad, whose product is annotated as CAD protein. Bases 460 to 7167 code for a protein of 2235 amino acids. The record is from RefSeq and is a predicted model, not a curated record. Gene Ontology annotation, biological process: L-citrulline biosynthetic process; L-glutamine metabolic process; 'de novo' pyrimidine nucleobase biosynthetic process. Lineage: Eukaryota; Metazoa; Echinodermata; Echinoidea; Camarodonta; Strongylocentrotidae. Gene Ontology annotation, molecular function: aspartate carbamoyltransferase activity; amino acid binding; carbamoyl-phosphate synthase (glutamine-hydrolyzing) activity. The transcript has 39 exons. Gene Ontology annotation, cellular component: cytosol; cytoplasm.
GUUGCUUCUCGUUGCACCAUCAACACCAUCUUGAACAGCAAGUCCAUUUAUUUUUGGUAAUCUUUUCAAUUUCGGACUUUCCAGCAUUGUCAACGUAAUUGAAUCCAUCAUCAGUGAGGAAACUGGAUUGGCCUUUCAUUGAUGAUAUGAGUGACAUUCAGUGGUAGAGUUCUCGGGAAAAGAAAAUUCACGUCGUUUUGACCGAGUGUGACUGUUAGUGUUACACCCGUGGAGCCCACGUGUUACACAUCCAGAUUCAGUUGAGCUUGCGCCGACAUCGUACAUUCGAGAGCGAAGCGCGCCCGCGGGAAACUUUGAAUAGGUGCAUUGACGUGCGUGAUUAACGCAGACAGGCCAGGCCGCCGAAACUCUCCCGUUUGGUGAGAGUGAGCUGCACCCCCGAUUCGUCGACCGUUGCGUUGUGAAGUUUGGAGACGGUUUUCACAUUCAGAUUUCAGAAUGUCGGCCACUCUCUGCUUAGAAGAUGGCACCAAGUACACUGGGAAGUUGUUUGGAGCUAACUGCAGUGUUUCGGGAGAAGUUGUGUUUCAGACUGGCAUGGUAGGCUAUCCAGAGUCCCUGACUGACCCCUCCUACAAGUAUCAGAUUCUCAUCCUAACCUACCCUCUCAUUGGAAACUAUGGCAUCCCGCCCAACGACAAGGAUGAGUUUGGCCUCCCUCUCUGGUUCGAGUCGGAGAAGAUUCACGUGUCGGCGCUCAUCGUCGGAGAGCUGUCCGAGUACUACAAUCACUGGGCAGCUGCCAAGUCGCUCAGCGACUGGUUGAAAGAACAUAACAUUCCUGCUAUACAAGGUAUCGAUACAAGAGCUCUCACAAAGAAGAUCAGAGAGCAUGGAACUAUGUUGGGAAAGGUGAUUGUUGAAGGUACUAAACCAGAGGCCAUUCCAUUUGAAGAUCCAAACCUUCGCAAUCUCAUCGCCGAAGCUUCUACGACCAAACCGAUCGUGUAUAACAAGGGAGCACCAAUUCGAAUCACGUCAAUCGAUUGCGGCAUGAAGUACAACCAGAUCCGCCUCCUGGCCCAGCGGGGGGCCCAGGUUACCGUGGUCCCUUGGGACCAUCCUCUCAAUAUCGCAGAUUUUGACGGUCUGUUCAUCAGCAACGGUCCCGGUGACCCCAAGAUGGCGGAAGUCACCAUCAACAACAUCCGCUCCAUCCUGAACGAGACGACGACAAAGAUCAAACCGGUCUUUGGUAUCUGUAUGGGGCAUCAGCUUUUGUCCCUCGCUGUCGGAACAAAGGCUUACAAGAUGAAGUACGGCAACCGCGGUCACAACCAGCCGUGCACCCACAACGGAACCGGCCGGUGCUACAUCACCACCCAGAACCACGGCUUCGCCAUCGACACCAGCAAGCUCCCCGAGGGCUGGUCGGUGCUCUUCACCAAUGAGAACGACAAGACCAACGAGGGGAUCAUCCACGACACCAAACCAUUCUACACCGUCCAGUUCCACCCGGAGCACAUGGGCGGGCCGCAGGAUCUUGAGGUUCUGUUCGAUGUCUUCAUGGAUACGGUGAAGGACUUCAAGGCGGGCAAAAGCGAGAUAGUGACCGUUAAGCAGAGGAUUCAGGACAUCCUGAACUUCAAGGCCUUACCAGGUACCCCGACCCCAGACACCCAACCUCAGAAGGUACUCAUCCUGGGGUCAGGGGGUCUAUCCAUCGGUCAAGCAGGGGAGUUUGAUUACUCGGGUUCACAGGCCAUCAAAGCACUGAAAGAGGAAGGCAUACACACCGUUCUUAUCAACCCCAACAUUGCAACGGUUCAGACGUCUAAAGGCUUGGCUGACAAGGUUUACUUUCUCCCCAUAACACCAGACUAUGUGACACAGGUCAUAGAGAGUGAGCGACCGGACGGCAUCCUCUUGACCUUCGGAGGUCAGACUGGUCUGAACUGCGGGGUCAAGCUCGAGAAGAGCGGUGUCCUGCAACGCUACAACGUCAAGGUCUUGGGAACCCCCGUCAAGUCCAUCGAAGACACGGAGGACAGGAAGAUCUUUGCUGAUCGUAUGCAGGAGAUCGGGGAGCAGGUGGCUCCUAGCUCGGCUGCUUAUUCUGUCGAUGAGGUCAUCGAAGCAGCCAAUCACAUUGGCUAUCCUGUGCUUGUCCGAGCCGCCUAUGCCCUUGGAGGACUGGGGUCAGGGUUCGCCAACAACAACGAUGAGCUCCUCAUACUGGCCAACGCUGCGUUCGCCCACACCACCCAGGUCCUCGUCGACAAGUCACUGAAAGGAUGGAAGGAGGUAGAGUACGAGGUCGUACGAGACGCUUACGACAAUUGCAUCACCGUUUGCAACAUGGAGAACAUUGACCCUCUGGGAAUCCAUACGGGUGAAUCUAUCGUAGUAGCACCUAGCCAGACCCUGACCAACAUAGAGUACAACAUGCUACGGAAGACGGCCAUCAAGGUCAUCAGACAUCUAGGUGUCGUCGGAGAAUGCAACAUACAGUAUGCCCUCAACCCAGAGUCACAUGAGUUUUUCAUCAUCGAGGUGAACGCCAGACUGUCCCGCAGCUCUGCCUUGGCCAGCAAGGCUACAGGGUACCCUCUGGCCUACAUUGCUGCCAAGCUCGCCCUGGGGAUCCCUCUGCCCAAGCUGAAGAACUCGGUCACGAACUCCACCACGGCUUGCUUUGAGCCUAGUCUAGACUACUGCGUGGUGAAGAUACCUCGCUGGGACCUUAAGAAGUUCACCAAAGUCAGCAAGAAGAUUGGGAGUUCGAUGAAGAGCGUUGGCGAGGUGAUGGCGGUGGGUAGGAAGUUUGAAGAAGCAUUCCAGAAAGCACUCCGCAUGGUGGAUGAAAACGUGACGGGAUUUGACCAUGACAAAGAGAAAGUCUCUGAAGAGGUUCUCAACCUUCCGACCGACGAGCGCAUCUUCGUGGUGGCUGCUGCCCUCAAGGCUGGCUACACAAUCGACAAGCUUUACGAGCUGACCCGAAUCGACCCCUGGUUCCUCCACAAGUUCAACAACAUCAUCAACUGCACCACGGCCCUAGAGGCAUCUCCCAUAGAGCCUUCGAAGGAACUCAUACUCCAGGCGAAGAAGUUGGGAUUCUCGGAUAAGCAGAUCUCUAAAUGCGUCCUGAGCACUGAGCUAGCAAUCCGCACACUUCGACAGAGCUACGGUCUGAAGCCGUUUGUGAAGCAGAUUGACACGGUCGCUGCCGAGUGGCCCGCCAGCACCAACUAUCUCUACCUGACCUACAACGGCGACACUCACGACCUGGACUUUCCUGGAGGUCACGUGAUGGUGAUCGGGUCGGGGGUAUACCGCAUCGGUAGCAGCGUGGAGUUUGAUUGGUGCGCUGUUCGAUGCAUCACUGAAAUGAGAAAUCAUGGACGGAAGACCAUCAUGCUCAACUACAACCCUGAGACGGUGAGCACGGACUACGACAUGUGCGAUCGGCUCUACUUUGACGAGAUCUCUUUCGAGACGGUGAUGGACAUCUACGAGAGCGAGGAUCCCACCGGUAUCGUCCUCUCCAUGGGAGGCCAGCUACCCAACAACAUCGCUAUGGCUCUGCAUAGGCAACAGUGUCGUAUUCUGGGUUCCUCCCCCGAGUCGAUCGACAACGCGGAGAAUCGAUUCAAGUUCUCUCGCAUGCUGGAUCUGAUUGGGCUCAACCAGCCACAGUGGAAGGAACUCACCGACAUACAGGCUGCCAAGGAGUUCUGCCAGAGGGUCGGCUACCCGUGCCUGGUGCGACCGUCGUACGUCUUGAGCGGUGCUGCCAUGAAUGUGGCCCACACUCCCGACAACCUUGAGGGAUACCUCAGCAGUGCCGUAGCGCUCGGCAAGGAUCAUCCCGUCGUUAUCUCAAAGUUCAUCCAGGAAGCCAAGGAAAUUGAUGUGGACGCUGUUGCUCAGGAUGGUAAGAUCGUUGCCAUAGCGAUCUCGGAGCACGUGGAGAAUGCCGGAGUUCACUCUGGAGACGCCACCCUGGUGACACCUCCGCAGGAUCUGAACCAAGAGACGAUCGACAAGAUAACGGCCAUCACUGCGGCCAUCGGAGCAAGUCUAGAGGUUAACGGCCCAUACAAUCUACAGCUCAUCGCAAAGGACAAUCAACUGAAGGUGAUAGAAUGCAACCUGAGAGUUUCCCGUUCCUUCCCCUUCGUCUCAAAGACCUUGGACGUUGACCUGAUCGCCUUGGCAACAAAGAUCAUCUUAGGUAUUCCGGUGGAAGCCCUCGGCAAGCUGAAUGGCACAGGCAGGGUGGGGGUCAAGGUCCCGCAGUUCUCCUUCUCCCGUCUGGCCGGUGCGGACAUGCUCCUGGGUGUCGAGAUGGCGAGCACAGGCGAGGUGGCGUGCUUUGGUGAAGACCGGUUCGAAGCUUACAUGAAGGCCAUGCUCAGCACAGGAUUCCGUAUCCCCAAGAAUAACAUCCUCCUCUCGAUAGGAAGCUACAAGGGGAAAAUGGAACUUCUUCCUGCCGUGAGAACACUGGCUGCAAUGAACUACAGCCUGUAUGCCAGCAUAGGUACAGCUGACUUCUACAAUGAACACGGCAUCAAGAUCAAGCCAGUCGACUGGCCUUUUGAAGAGGAGACGCCUGAGCAGAAGAAAGCCAACGGCGACGCCCCUUUGAGCAUGAUGGACUACCUCUCGGAGAAGCACUUUGACAUGGUCAUCAAUCUACCAAUGAGGAACAGCGGAGCCCGUAGAGCCUCGUCGUUCAUCACCAGGGGAUACCGGACCCGACGCAUGGCCAUCGAUAAGGAGAUUCCGCUCAUUACGGACAUCAAGAAAGCUAAGAUGUUCAUUGAGGCUUUGCGUCGCAUUGGAGGUGCUCCACGCAUGAAGACCCACAUCGACUGUCUCACCUCCAACCGGACGAUACGUCUCCCGGGUCUCAUCGACGUCCACGUGCAUCUCCGAGAACCGGGAGCCACGCACAAGGAGGACUUUGCCUCUGGUACGGCCGCAGCUUUGGCUGGAGGAAUCACGAUGGUCGGUGCCAUGCCUAACACGACGCCGUCCAUCACUGACCAGUCCUCGUUCCAACUUGUCAAGAAGCUUGCUCAACUCGGGGCCAGAUGUGACUACGCCAUCUAUGUCGGAGCGGGACCUGAUAACUUCAACGAGCUCCCGAUCAUCGGUAACGCCGCCAUGGGGAUGAAGAUGUACCUCAACAAGACAUUCACAUCACUCAGAUUGGACAGUGUAUCGACUUGGAUUGAGCAUCUUCAAAACUGGCCUCGUCACCUGCCCCUGGUAGCCCAUGCUGAGGGAAGAACAACCGCAGCUAUCCUCUUCAUUGCUCAGUCUCUCAACAGACCCAUACACAUCGCGCAUGUCGCCAGGAGAGAGGAGAUUGAGUGCAUCAGGAUGGCCAAGGAAUCCGGCAUGCAGGUCACCUGCGAGGUCACACCUCAUCACCUGUUCCUGACCGAGGAUGACCUUGAUGACAUAGGUCAUGCCAGGGGUCAGGUCAAGCCUUGUCUGGUGACUGCUGAUGACCAGCAAGCAUUAUGGGAUAACAUGGACAUCAUUGAUUGCUUUGCGACCGACCAUGCCCCCCAUACGGUAGAAGAGAAGAACAGUGAGAACCCUCCCCCAGGCUUCCCAGGUCUUGAGACCAUGCUACCUCUCUUACUGACGGCCGUCAAUGAGGGCAGGCUCACCAUUGAGGACAUAGUCCUCCGUCUCUACACAAACCCCCGGAAGAUCUUCAGCCUCCCGGAGCAGAAGGAGACCUACAUCGAGGUGGACCUGGACCACAUCUGGACCAUCCCUGAGGCCAUGACCCACACCAAGAGCAAGUGGACCCCGUUUGCAGGUCGCAAGGUCAAAGGGGCGGUGCGAAGGGUCGUGCUGAGAGGAGAGCUGGCCUACGUAGAUGGGCAGGUGGUGGUGGAACCAGGCUUUGGUAAGGACGUACGUACCAUGCUGGAGGGCGUACCGACGCCCGCACCCCUGUCGGUCCAGGUUGCCCUUAACCCCCAGGUGUUGGGACAGCCCUCCUCCCGACCUACCUCACGCCCCUCCUCGCCCCACAGGCUGGGUAAAGAGGGUGAGACGCGCUUCCUGUUGCCUGCCAGGAUCCAUCGCCUGUCGGAAUCUGGUGAUCCCAACCUGAUGUCGCCCCCUACAAACCCCCCUCAGCCCACUAGGACCUUCUUUUCCUCGCCCCAGCAGGGCCUCAUGUCCCCCUUCGGGUAUGGGGAUGCACCCCCUCCUCUCACCCCUGUACCCAGUGUGGCUACCGGUGGGGUCUCGUUGAUGGGGAAACACAUCCUCAGUGCGGCACAGAUGACCAAAGAACAGCUUCAUCAGCUAUUCAACGUGGCCCACAACAUGAGAAUGAAUGUCCAGAAAGAGAAGAGCAUGGAUUAUAUACUAAAGGGUAAGGUUGUAUCUCUGAUGUUCUACGAGGCAAGCACUAGGACCUCAUGCUCCUUCUUGGCAGCCAUGCAGCGUCUCGGAGGUAGCGUGAUCAACUUCAACGAGAGUACCUCGUCUCACAAGAAAGGAGAAUCAAUGUCAGAUACCGUGCAGAUGAUGGCCAGCUAUGCCGAUGUGAUAGUCCUACGUCACCCUGAGCCCGGGGCUGUCGAGGCGGCCUCUAAGGCCUGUCGCAAGCCCAUCAUCAAUGCCGGUGAUGGGGUUGGAGAGCAUCCUACCCAAGCCCUGCUGGAUGUCUUCACCAUAAGAGAGGAGAUCGGUACCGUCAAUGGAAUGACGAUCACAAUGGUGGGCGAUCUGAAGCACGGUCGCACCGUCCACUCUCUGGCCAGACUCUUGACCCUUUAUCGGGUCAAUCUUCGCUACGUCUCGCCGGACAGUCUCAAGAUGCCGGCUAAGGUCAGAGAGUAUGUCCAGAGCAGAGGCAUCCCACAGGAGGAAUUCAGCAGCAUUGAAGAGGCUUUGCCAGAAACAGAUGUGUUAUACAUGACCAGGAUCCAGAGAGAAAGAUUUGAAAGCGUCGAAGACUACGACAAGGUCUCUGGUCAAUUCAUCUUGACCCCUCACACGAUGACCAAGGCCAAAGCAAAGAUGGUGGUCCUUCACCCUCUUCCCAGGGUUAAUGAAAUCAGUCCUGCUGUUGAUACGGACCCUCGUGCAGCGUACUUCAGACAAGCGGAAUGUGGCAUGUACGUCAGGAUGGCUCUCCUGGCCAUGGUACUAGGCAAAGCAUAGAUCACAUGUGGUCUUUGACAGUGUCAACAAAGUCUUUUGCAGCAUCAAGAUGGUCUUGUGACAGGGUCAGUGGGUCUAUGACGUUGUCUACAUGGAGUUUUACAGUAUCAGUGUGUUUUUGACAGGACAGGCAAACCUGUCUUAGUGGCCCCCUGUUUAUAAUGGUCACCUUUAUUAUGUUCUUCUGGGGAAAAAAUAAUUUUAUGUGUUGCAGAACCUGUAUAUGAAGGCCACCUGUCUAUAGUGGUCAGUUUGCAUUUUCCCCUUGGGUGGCCUCAAUAGGCAGGUUUGACUGUAUCUAUGUUGCCUUUAACAAUGUCAGUAUGGUUUUGGGCAAGGUAUUAGUUGCUUUUUGACAGUAGCUGUAUGGCCUUGCCAAGUAGCAUCGCUGUUUUUGACAGUGUCAAUGUUUUCUUUGACAAUGUCAUCAUCUGUUUGGAGCCAGCAGGGCAUUAAACCAUGUGC